Molecule: messenger RNA, 1201 nt
Organism: Halteromyces radiatus
Lineage: Eukaryota; Fungi; Mucoromycota; Mucoromycetes; Mucorales; Cunninghamellaceae
Product: Alpha/Beta hydrolase protein
Exons: 4
Coding region: 160-1143 (327 amino acids)
Source: RefSeq, a predicted model, not a curated record
CACGCUAACGGCACAAAAACUAAUAUACGUAUAAAAAUCAGUUGUUCGUUUUUCUUAUCUUGUUUUUUUUUUCUCUCCUUUAUUUUAUAAUAAAUUAUACAUUCUCCACUUUUACAUAAUUCUUUUGUACAUUAACAAGUAGUAGAAAAGAUUAGACCCAUGUCUUUGAUUCUACGCGUGCUAUCUUUAUUUGGUUUGUUCUUGGCCAUUGUCCUGAAGAGCAAUCCUUCACGAGUGACCUUACCUUCUCUUUACCAACAUCCUUCAGAAUUAUAUAGUCCAGAUUUCUACGAUGGUGGCAACGAUUUGAUCUUACCCAUGGGUAGAAUGCGUUAUUGGGAAUUUGGUCCUACGGAUGGAAAGAAGGUUUUGCUUAUUCAUGGUAUUUCUACUGGUGCCUCGACGUAUGACAAAGUAGGCCGUAUUUUGGCAGAAAAUAAUCAUCGUGUUCUUGUGUUUGAUUUAUGGGGACGUGGAUAUAGUGAUGCACCUGCUAUGCAUUAUGAUGAUUCCCUUUAUGUGACACAGGUGGCUCUUUUACUUCAAAAAGUGGGAUGGAAUAAAAUGGAUGUGGUUGGUGUAUCAUUAGGAGGUGGUAUCGCUUCUUCUUUUACUGCUUUUUAUCCUGAAAUGGUCAACAAAUUAGUAUUGAUUGCACCAGCUGGGUUAAUGGAACCUAAUGAUAUGCCCUGGACUGGAAAGCUUGCUCGACAUUCAUUCAUGCGACAUAUCGUCUCACUUCCUUUUGUACGACCUUUGGCGUUGGUGGCCAUCAAGAAUUUUUACAAAUCAGUAAGAAGAGAUCCUCUUAAUGAAGAAUCACAAAAGAUCGCUAGUAUUGCCCUAUAUCAAUUUGAACAUCAUCCAGGUUUCUUGCGUGCCUUCCUUUAUACAGUUUCAGAUUUCCCUUUUUAUGGUCUUCAUGAUCGAUAUGAAACUGUGGGUCAAUAUUGUCGUAAUUCAUCUCUUCAAGUUCUUGCUCUUUGGGGUGAUGCUGAUAAGACGGUACCAUUUGAAAAUGUUAAAUUACUCAAGAGAUAUAUUCCUGAAGCAACAAUUGAAGUCUAUCCCGGUGGUGGUCAUGAUAUUAUUAUUACUCAAGCAAAUAAAAUAGCUAGUGAUAUUUUACAAUUUCUUCAAUAAUAAAAUAAUAUUAUUUUUAUCUUUUUUGAACAAUAAAACAUCGACCUCUUUUGGAACA